AUGGUUCAAAUAUCAUCUAUAGGGGUGAAUUUAAAAAUGGUAAAAGAGUAAAUAAAUGGGAUAUUUUGUAUGAAGAGAAAUAGAUGCAAGAAAUUAUAGCUUAGUGGUGGUGGAUCCUAUGAUGAAGCAGGUGAUAAGAAUGAGAAGUGGAUUGAUAUUAGUGAUGUGUUUUUAGCGAUUACAUUAGUGACUUGUAAUGGUGAAUAUAAAAAUGGGAAAAAGAUUGGUAGAUGGGAUACUUGAUUUAAAGAAUAUGAGAAGGAUAAAUAAAAUAAUAAAAUGUAAAUAUAUCACUUAAUUUUGUAGUGGUGGAGGAUCAUAUGAUGAAGAAGGUAACGGCAGAAAGGUUGGGAAUUGGAUUGUAUUAAAUGAAGCAUUUGAUAAGAGGCAUUAAAUUACUUAUAAGGAUGAAUAAAAAAUGGACAAAAGGUAGGCUUCUGGAAAACAUGUAAAAGAGAAAAUAACAUAUUAAAAUUACCGUAUUGAAAUAAUUCAUUAUAAAUAGAGGGUGUGUCAAUUCUGAUUUCAAUGGCUAAGAGAUUUUUAGAAGUGGAGAGUAUAUCUUGUUCUUUUAUAUCGUAGAUAUUCGAAUUUUAUUCAUAUGGGUAAAUUUAAUAAUGGUAAGAAGGUUGGCACCUGAAAGAUUUGGUUUAAGAGAAUGAAACAUAUAAAUAGAUGUAAUACUGUGAACAUUAAGUGUAAUUAGAGGUGGAGGUUCAUAUGAUUAAGAAGGCCAAGAAAUUAAAAUUGGCGAUGGAUUGUAUUGGGAGAAAAUUUUGAGAAAUAGAAAUAAGUAACCUUCGUUGGAGAAUAUGAAAAUAGGAAAAAAAUUGGUAAAUGGGAUAUUUGGUUUAAAUGAUAUGGAUAAAAUCCACAAAAUAAUAAAAUGUAAUAUUAAUAAUGAGCAAAUUAUUAUAGUGGUGGGGGUUCAUUUGAUAACGGAGGUAAUGAAGUUAAAAUCAGUAGAUGGAAGGUAUUAGAUGAAAAGUUUGGUUUUAAGCAAGAAAUAACCAAUAUUGGUGAAUAUAAAAUUGGGAAAAAAGUGGGUAAAUGGGAUAGCAACCUUCUUGAUGAAGUGAUGUAAAAUCUAAUUCAGUUUUCAAUUUCAUAGCGGUGGUGGAUCAUAUGAUGAGAAUGGCAAUAACAAUAAAAUCGGUUAGUGGAUUGAAUAGGAUUUUGCAUUUAAUAAUCACAACCUAAUAUUGUUUAAAGGCGAGUUUUAGAAUGGUGAAAAAGUUGGUAUAUGGAAGGUUUUUUUAAGAGAUUUAAAUGGAAAAGAAUUAAAUUAUAUGUAGUAAUCUCUAAAUAAGCUACAUAAUUUUAUUAGUUGUAUGGGUCAUUUGAUAAAGGAGGAGAUGGUAUCUAAAUUGUGA
Molecule: messenger RNA, 1373 nt
Organism: Paramecium pentaurelia
Lineage: Eukaryota; Ciliophora; Oligohymenophorea; Peniculida; Parameciidae
Source: the annotation of a GenBank genome assembly